CCCGAAGCCAGGGAAUCGAGGGGCCAUUAGACUUUUUGCAGGUGGUGUUGGGGGCCUCGGCACGAUACUGCCCAACGCGCGCCUCGCCAAAGGUGUAUAUAGCUCGUAGACCCAGCUGCCUCUGGAACGAAUUCUGGAAUCAUCAUCUCCAUCCAUCUGCACUUCACAACAUCAAGCAUUUGUCCUCUUUUUCUCAGAAGCAUCAGGCAAGCGUACUCAUUAGCUCGUCCUCACGACUACCUACAAACUCGAUCCACCGCACACUACACAUACCAGCAACCUCAAACACGCCAUACACAUCAAACAAAAUGGGUUCAGUAGCUACCUCCAACCCGGCCGAGAGCCGCCUCUUCAAGCCCAUCAAGAUCGGCAACGCCCAGCUUGCCCACCGCGUCGUCCUCGCCCCGCUCACCCGCAACCGCAACCAGGAUGACCACACGCCCACCGUCGAGCUCAUGAAGCAGUACUACGCGGACCGCGGAUCCGUCCCCGGCACGCUCGUCAUCUCCGAGGCCACCUCCAUCUCGCACGAAGAGGAGGGCCAGGAGAACGUCCCCGGCUUCGUCAGUGACAAGCAGGUCGCUGCGUGGAAGGAGAUCAUCGACGCCGUACACAGCAACGGCUCCAUCUGGUUCCAGCAGAUCUGGGGCCUCGGCCGCGCAUCCGCCCCCGACUUCCUCACCAAGAAGGGCUUCAAGUACCGCUCCGCCAGCGCGGUCCCCAUGCGGGGCUCCGACGUGACCCCUGCCGAGAUGACCGAGGCCGAGAUCCAGGAUACCAUCCAGGCCUUUGUUGACACGGCCAAGCGUGUCGUGUCUGCAGGCGGUGAUGGCGUCGAGCUCCACGGCGCCCACGGCUACCUGCUCGACCAGUUCCUCUCCGACGCCGUCAACAAGCGUACCGACAAGUGGGGCGGUUCCGUAGAGAACCGCGCCCGGCUGACUAUUGAAGUCGUCAAGGCCGUGUCCGCCGCCGUCGGCCCGGAGCGCGUGGCCCUGCGGCUCUCCCCGUACGCCACUUUCCAGGGCGCGACCAAUUCCGACAUUGAGGCGCAAUACUCGUACCUGAUUCGCGAGCUCAAGAAGCUGGACCUGCCCCUCGCCUACAUCUCGCUUGUCGAGCCCCGGGGCGACCCAGUCGCGGUUGUGAUGGGCACGGAGGCGGCGCACAAGGAGAAGACGCUCGACUUCAUCCUCGACAUUUGGAACAACCAGUCCCCGGUGCUUGUGGCUGGUGCGUACGAGCCGGAGACUGCCCUGCAGGCCGUCGAUGGCCACUACAGCAAGUGGAAUGUGCUUGUCGUCUUUGGUCGGCACUUCCUGGCCAACCCAGACCUGCCGUUCCGCAUCCGGCAUGGAAUCGCGCUCAACAAGUACAACCGCGACACAUUUUACAUCAAGAAGUCCAACACUGGUUACAACGACUAUCCCUUCAGCGAGGAGUUCAAAUCUGCACAGAGUAAGAGCGUGUCUGCCUGAUUUGGCACGGCACAGACAGAGGACUGA
Microdochium trichocladiopsis is the source of this 1505-nucleotide messenger RNA. RefSeq lists its product as uncharacterized. Gene Ontology annotation, molecular function: FMN binding; NADPH dehydrogenase activity. Lineage: Eukaryota; Fungi; Ascomycota; Sordariomycetes; Xylariales; Microdochiaceae. The transcript has a single exon. The coding region runs from base 309 to 1478 and encodes 389 amino acids. The record is from RefSeq and is a predicted model, not a curated record.